This is a messenger RNA of Plectropomus leopardus (leopard coralgrouper), 1474 nucleotides long. RefSeq lists its product as uncharacterized. The record is from RefSeq and is a predicted model, not a curated record. NCBI's taxonomy places the organism in Eukaryota, Metazoa, Chordata, Actinopteri, Perciformes, Serranidae. Gene Ontology annotation, molecular function: phosphoric diester hydrolase activity. Gene Ontology annotation, biological process: lipid metabolic process.
AACUCCGGUUUUCAACCUUCUCAUGCAACUUCCUCUGUAUGUCCUCCAAAGUCUUGGUCCACUUCUGAAUUUUGUCCUCGUCGUUCCUGGUGACAGCUCUGUAGGCUAUGAAUGUGGCAAGACAAGAGACCCGGGCCGGACUGAGGACGAACAUCUUCUGGUUUCAGAACUGAUCCGUCAAAAAUGAGGAGCAUCAGAGGAGGUCCAGGAAAAAUGCAGAAGAUGAUAAUCGAGCUGAUGGUGCUGGUGGGACUCAUUGGUUUGAGUUACGGUGCCGUUCAGAGACCGGACUAUGAUGACACGCCCAACCCGGAGUUCUUCAACCCAUCCUGGAUGGCCAGCAUCCCCGAUGAUCAGCCGCUGUCUGAGGUCACCAUGCCUGGGACGCACAACACCAUGGCCCUGUACGGCGGUGUGUAUGCCGAGUGCCAGACGUGGAGCCUGGCCUCACAGCUUACAGCCGGCGUCCGCUUCCUAGACGUACGGGUCCGUCACGUCAAGGGGAAUCUCACCAUCCAUCAUGGGGUGUCCUAUCAGCGGGCCCACUUCGGCCACGUGCUGGAGGGUGUGGCUGACUUUCUGGGAGAGUAUCCCAGUGAGACAGUGCUGAUGCGUGUGAAGGAGGAGUUCAGUGAGACGUAUGACAUCUACGGUGCCGUGGUGGACUACAUCCAUCGCUACGCUCACUGGGACCUCCUGUGGCACAGCCGGCUCGUGCCGACCAUGGGAGAAGCCAGAGGGAAGCUCAUUGUCCUGCAAGACUUUCCUGGGCCGGACCUGGGGAUGCGCUAUGGUUCCCUGGACAUAGCCGAUGACUGGAGGGUACCAACACUUCUGCAUGUUGAGGAGAAAUGGCAGAGCGUCUAUGAACACCUGGAGGCGGCACCUGCAGGAGACAAGGCCCAGAUCUUCCUCACCUUCAGCAGUGGAGCUGGUGUGUUCGCGUACCCCAGAGCCGUAGCCCAGCGCAUCAACACACAACUGUACGACUACCUGAGGGCCAAGACGGACCUGAACCAACGCCUUGGAAUCGUCUGCAUGGACUUCCCUGCUGCUCCUAUUAUGCAGCUGAUUAUUGAUUUCCAACUGAGAGAGGUCGUAAAGAGAAAACAGGCCUUUAACACAGAGCCCAGCCAGGCAAGUUUGAAAUAUACAAUUUCUACACUGAGAAAGAAGAUGAUGAAACAUUUUAAUGUUAACGUCUGAGCCAGAAUAAAGUUCGAGGGAAUCGUAGACUGGUCGAUGAUUAUACGGUUAAUGAGGCAUCACUAUGGACACCAAAUACAGCAGCUGUAGCUCGGAUUCAAUAAUUAGGGUUAACUUUACUCAUUUACUGUAAUAAAUAUGAUUUAAAUUAUACCUCAGAUGGAACUUUAAAAUGUGUCAUUCACCAAAGAUACUAAAAACAAAAUAAAUGUCACAUCAGAACUGGAAACGUGUAGUUGUGCGCAGUAAUAAACUGCUGUGGAAGUUG